Molecule: messenger RNA, 3214 nt
Organism: Perognathus longimembris pacificus (Pacific pocket mouse)
Lineage: Eukaryota; Metazoa; Chordata; Mammalia; Rodentia; Heteromyidae
Gene: Prg4
Product: proteoglycan 4
Exons: 11
Coding region: 191-3175 (994 amino acids)
Biological process (GO): immune response
Molecular function (GO): scavenger receptor activity; polysaccharide binding
Source: RefSeq, a predicted model, not a curated record
UAAGAUUAAAUAUAAUGGUCAAAUAUUUUCUCUGGAAUCUGAGCUUAUUACUUGUUAGUUUUGUGUCAGGAAUGAAGUGGUUUCAAUAUUAAAUUGAAAGUCACUGGAACAGUAUGUAUAGCACACACAUACACUACUCAGUGGUGAGAUGGAGCAGUUUUCUGACACUUUUGUUUGAUUUCCACCAAGGAUGCAGUACCUCAAGACAAUGAUGGCAUGGAAAAUACUUCCCAUUUGCUUCUUGCUGCUGCUUUCUGCUUCCUUGAUUGAACAAGUUUCAUCUCAAGAUUUAUCAAGCUGUGCAGGGAGAUGUGGGGAAGGGUAUUCUAGAGAUGCCACCUGCAACUGUGACUAUAACUGUCAACACUACAUGGAGUGCUGCCCUGAUUUCAAGAAAGUCUGCACCGUAGAGCUUUCCUGUAAAGGUCGCUGCUUCGAGUCCUUUGCACGUGGAAGGGAGUGUGACUGUGACUCCCAGUGUAAGAAGUAUGGCAAGUGCUGUGCAGACUAUGACAGCUUCUGUGAAGAAGAAAAAGACAACAAGAAAACUCCUAAAAAGGAGCCUAAGCCAGUAGCACCGGUGGUAGAUGAUGCUGGAAGUGGACUGGACAAUGGAGAUUCCAAGCCCACCCCAACUCCUGACAUUGCUACUACCACAGCAAAACCAGGAAAUCCUAAACCCAGUCUUCCACCUAAGUCUGACAACCCCAAAGAGGCUUCAUCCACAAACAAUAAAGAGACAACAGUUAAAACUAAAGAGAGCACAGUCACAAACAAACAGACUUCUAGCAGUGCAAAAGAGAAGACUACUUCAGCUAAAGAGACCCGAAGUGCAGAGAAAACAUCAUCCGAAGUUCCAGUGAAGCCUACACCCAAAGCUGAACCUACAACCAAGGCCCCUGCUCUGCCUACCAUCCCCAAGGAGCCGGCACCUACUACUACAAAAGAGCCUGAACCCACAACCACGCCGAAGGAGCCUGCACCCACUACCACCAAGAAAACAACUCCCACCACCCCUAAAGAGCCCACACCCACUACCACCAAGGAACCAACUCCCACCACUCCCAAGGAGCCUAUACCCACCACCACCAUGGAACCAGCACCAACCACCCCCAAGGAGCCUGAACCCACCACUACCAAGGAACCAGCUCCCACCACCCCCAAGGAGCCUGUACCCACUACCACCAAAGAACCAGCUCCGACCACCCCUAAGGAGCCUGCACCCACUACCACCAAAGAACCAGCUCCGACUACCCCUAAAGAGCCCUCACCCACCACCACCAUGGAACCAGCACCAACCACCCCCAAGGAACCUGUACCCACUACUACCAAGGAACCAGCUCCCACCACCCCCAAGGAGCCUGUGCCUACUACCACCAAGAAAUCAACUCCCACCACCCCCGAGGAGCCUGCACCCACAACCACCAAAAACCCAGCUCCCACCACCCCCAAGGAGCCUGUACCCACCACCCCCGAGGAGCCUGAACCUACCACCCCCAAGGAGCUUGCACCUACCACCCCUGAGGAGCCUGUAUCUACCCCCACUCCCACUACUCCCAGGAAACCUGUACCUACUACUCCAACUUCUCUUAAGACACCACCACCAACUACCACCAUGGAGCCUUCUACUACUCAGAAAACUCCUGAGUUUCCUGCUGAACCCACACCAGAGGCUCUUGACAAUAGUCCCAAAGAGCCCGCAGUAUUAACAACAAAAUCUCCUGAAAUGACAACAGUAGAUAAAGAAAAAAGUACAACUGCUACACCUAAGAUUACAACUAAAGAGACGACAGCAGAAGAAAAAACUACAGAAUCGAAAAUAACAAGCACCACCACGCAAGUAAAGCCCACCACUCCUCAAGGUACAUCACUUAAAGUUACUACUCUUGAACCCAAAGUAAUUACUACAGCUGAAGAGAUCAUGAACAAUCCUGAAGAAACAACUCCUGGAUCAGAAGAGACAACUACUGUUAAGGCAACAACUCUGAAACCCCAGAAACCAACCAGAGUACCCAAAAAGCCUUCUACCAAAAAGCCACCCAAAGCACCCAAACAGCCCACUUCUACCAAAAAGCCAAACACUCCUAAAGCGAAGAAACCCAAGACUACACCAACUCCCCCAAAGAUGACUUCAACAAUGUCUGAACUGAACCCUACGUCUGUAGCAGAAGCCAUGCUCCAAACCUCCACCACUCCUAGUCAAACUCCAAAUGAAGAUAUGGUUGGCGAAAAUCCAAACAAUGAAGAUGCCCCUGGUGCGGAAGCUGAAAACCCUCACAUGAUUCCCAGGCCCCCACUACUAACUCCUUUAGUCAUUCCAGGCACUGAUCACUUAGUGAGAGGUCCCAAUCAAGACAUUUACAUCAACUCCAUGAUUUCAGAUGAGACCAAUUUAUGUAAUGGUAAGCCAGUAGAUGGACUGACUACUUUGCGCAAUGGGACAUUAGUUGCAUUUCGAGGUCAUUAUUUCUGGAUGCUAAAUCCAUUUAGGCCACCAUCUACACCUCGCAGAAUUACUGAAGUUUGGGGUAUUCCCUCCCCCAUUGACACUGUUUUUACUAGAUGCAACUGUGAAGGAAAAACUUUCUUCUUUAAGGAUUCUCAGUACUGGCGUUUCACCAAUGACAUACAAGAUGCAGGGUAUCCUAAACAAAUUGUAAAAGGAUUCGGAGGACUAACUGGGAAAAUAGUAGCAGCUCUUUCUGUAGCUAAGUACAAGAACAGGCCUGAGUCUGUGUAUUUUUUUAAGAGAGGAGGCAACAUUCAGCAAUAUACUUAUAAGCAGGAACCCACCAAAAAAUGCCCUGGAAGAAGCCCUACUAUAAAUUACUCAGUCUAUGGAGAAACAGCACAGGUUAGGAGACGUCGCUUUGAAAGGGCUAUUGGACCUUAUCAGACACAUACCAUCAGAAUUCAAUAUUCACCUAUCAGAGUUUCAUAUCAAGAUAAAGGCUUCCUUCACAAUGAAGUUAAAGUGAGUACCAUGUGGAGAGGGUUUCCAAAUGUGGUCACUACUGCUGUAACACUGCCCAACAUUAGAAAACCUGAUGGCUACGAUUACUAUGCCUUUUCUAAAGAUCAAUACUAUAACAUCGAUAUUCCCAGUAGAACAGCAAGAGCAGUUACUACUCGUUCUGGGCAGACCCUCUCCAAAGUCUGGUACAACUGUCCUUAGAUGGAUCGACAGAAGAAGAGGCAUAUAUUUAAAAUGAAG